This is a messenger RNA of Saprolegnia diclina VS20, 1176 nucleotides long. RefSeq lists its product as hypothetical. The record is from RefSeq and is a predicted model, not a curated record. The transcript is spliced from 3 exons. Lineage: Eukaryota; Oomycota; Saprolegniomycetes; Saprolegniales; Saprolegniaceae. Bases 151 to 1176 code for a protein of 341 amino acids.
CGGCUGACAUGAUGCUCGAGGCCAAGGAAGGAGCGCUGGACGAGGCGAAGCGCGCGCGGGCAGCAGGGCUCUCAUGGCUGCUGCCGGCCACCGUCCUGCAGGUGGUCCACUGCCUUGAUACGCCCGAACGUCCUGGUCUUUCUCCAUGCCAUGCCAAGCAACGCCCGAGGCGUCAUGAGCACGCUCAUGACGCUUUUAGAAGACAAGCCGUACCUUUGGCCGGUCACCAAUGCCGACGUCUUGAACGUCUUUAACGCCUCGAUGGUGGCCGCCUCGCUACCAGCGAUCCGCCUGCUCUGGAUCAAGGAUGGUAGCGACAUUGAUGAGCUCUGCGGUAGUCUCUCGCUGCCGCUGGCGACGCCGGUCCGAGCGACUGUCUUCUAUCCGCAGUUUCCGUCGACCGCAUGGGUCGCCAACAUUGUCGAUUUGACGAUCGUUGUCACGUCCACGCCGCUGGACGGCCGCGAUCUGCAAAAGAAGCUGGCAGCCCGGCCGCAGGCCAAGGCGUUCAAGCUUCUACGCAUCAACUUUGUCGCGCGUGUCGCCAAGACCUUGGCGCACGCACUGCUCUCGUCAAAGACGCUUCGCACGAUCAAGCUCUUGGAUGUGUCGAACGUUCUCAGCGCGUUUCUCGAUCCGUACUACGCUCCGCUGCCAUCGCAGCUGCGCAAUCUCGCCUUGGACUUUACGGCCGACUGGGACGAUGUACCGACGCUCGCCGACAAACUUGCGCCCUUGACCAUCCGCAGCUUGGACCUUCGCUUUGACACGAGCCCCGACAUAUCGUGCGUCUUGGCGGUCCUGCCACCGACGCUACGGAAGCUCAAGGUGGACCACGUCCGUACCACGAGCUUCCCGAAGCUGCCCCGGCUCCAACAACUGGGAUUGUGGUCGACGCCUUUGACAGACAAGGCGGUGGCAGAUAUCUCAGCGCUGCUUGCCGCGUCGACGACGCUGUCGCGGCUCAAUCUCGCCGAGUCGGGUGUCCCCAAAGACCAACUCCGAACGAUCUUGUACGCUCUGCCGCGCUGUUUGAGUCGCCAAGCAACAGCGUGCACCGCGCGCCUCCCCGUGGCGAUGGACACGGAAGCGCUCGUGGCGACCGUGUUGUUUCAGACACGAAACACGCAGCCGUUCCAAAGCUCUUCGUCCGACGUCCACUCGCCCAAACAGUAA